GCAGCGGUCUUUCCUCCCGCCUCGGCUCCGCGGCGAAGCAGCGGGCUGUCCCCGCCUCGGAGGCCCCGGGCCCGGCCCGGGGGGCGCAGGUCUCUGGACAAAAUGGGGAAUGGAUUAGUGAAACCCAAGCAUCUGAGGCAGCCGAACAGACAUGUAGCAAACCUGUCUAUUGGCUGUACUGGCAACCAUAAGUUUUUGAAGGACCCACAUCUAGGCAUCAAUGUGAUCAGUGGGCAAGCUGAUGUACUUUGCAGCACUGUGCUUGAACUGGAAAAGGAACUGAAGAGAAAAGAUCAGGAGUUGCAGGAGGGCCAAAAUCAUGUUGUUGAGCUUCAGGAACAACUAGCUAUGCAGACUAAGGUCAUAGCAGAACUCACCAAGGAACUUCAGAGCAAGUGUAUACAGUUGAGCAAGCUGCAGGAUGUUGUUCGCACUCAAGGAGAACACUUUCUUCAGCCUUCUCCAUUUAAAGUGCCUUCAAGGAUUCAAGACGCUGCUGAUAGGAGGAGAGGAGCCAAGGAAGGUGUAUCUGCAGAGCCAACAACACGGCUGUAUGAUCUGAACAGGCAAGCUAUGUUUUCCUUUGAAAAAGCAAGAGUUCGAAAGGAUUCCAGUGAGAAGAAGCUUAUCACAGAUGCCCUGAAUAAAAAUCAGUUCUUGAAGAGACUGGAGCCUCAUCAGAUCCGAGAUAUGGUGGAAUGUAUGUAUGAAAGGACUUUCCAGCAAGGGAGCUAUGUCAUCAGACAAGGAGAGCCAGGCAAUCACAUUUUUGUGCUCAAAGAGGGCACUCUGGAAGUCUUUCAGCAGAAUAAACUUCUUUCCUCAAUACCUGUGUGGACAGCAUUUGGUGAACUAGCCAUUUUAUACAACUGCACACGGACAGCCUCUGUGAAAGCAAUCACCAAUGUUAAAACAUGGGCAUUGGACAGAGAAGUGUUUCAAAAUAUCAUGAGAGUGACUGCACAAACAAGACAAGAGCAAUACAGAAACUUCCUUAGAAGUGUGUCCCUGCUGAAAAACCUACCUGAAGAUAAAUUAACUAAGAUCAUGGACUGCCUCGAGGUGGAGUACUAUGACAAGGGCGAUUAUGUUAUUCGAGAAGGAGAAGAAGGAAAUACCUUCUUUAUUAUAGCAAAAGGCAAGGUGAUUGUUACCCAGAGUACUGCAGAUGACUCACAGCCGCAGCUGAUUAAAAAUCUACAUAAAGGAGACUACUUUGGAGAAAAGGCUCUCAUUAGUGAUGAUGUCAGAUCAGCAAACGUUAUUGCAGAUGAACACAAUGUGGAGUGCCUCGUUAUUGAUAGAGAGACAUUUAAUCAAACUGUUGGAACUUAUGAGGAGCUUCAAACUUACCUCGAAGGUUAUGUGGCUAAUCUGGCCCAGGCUGAUGAAAAGCGACAUGCAAAAGGAAGAUCCUUCUGUGGACAGUUGACCAAAGAGGAGGUGUCUUUGGAGAUGAUAGAGCUGAAGGAGAAAGUAGCUCAGUUCCCUCCUUCCCCAUUCCAGAAUUUAGAAGUUGUCACAACUCUGGGUGUUGGUGGGUUCGGAAGGGUUGAGCUCGUUAAAAUGAAAAAUGAGAACAUGGCUUUUGCUAUGAAGUGUAUAAAGAAGAAACACGUAGUGGACACCAAACAAGAAGAGCAUAUCUAUUCUGAGAAGAAAAUCCUUGAGCAGAUAUGUUGUCCAUUCAUUGUAAAACUGUAUCGCACAUUCAAAGAUAGUAAGUAUGUGUACAUGCUGCUGGAGGCUUGCCUUGGAGGGGAAUUGUGGAGCUUGCUGAGAGACAGAGGCAGCUUUGAUGAAGCCACUACCAAGUUCUGUGUUGGGUGUGUGACAGAGGCUUUUGACUAUCUACAUCACAUAGGAAUUAUCUACAGAGACCUGAAGCCAGAAAAUUUAAUUUUGGAUGCUGAAGGAUAUAUAAAACUGGUUGAUUUUGGAUUUGCAAAGAAGAUUGGAUCAGGGCAGAAAACCUGGACGUUUUGUGGAACCCCUGAGUAUGUUGCCCCUGAAGUCAUUCUGAGUAAAGGCCAUGACUUCAGUGUGGAUUUUUGGUCCCUUGGGAUUCUUGUGUAUGAACUCCUUACCGGCAGUCCACCAUUCUCUGGGGCUGAUCAAAUGAUGACAUAUAAUUUGAUUCUCAAAGGCAUUGAAAAACUGGAUUUUCCUAAAAGAAUAACAAGGCGGCCUGAGGAUUUGAUCCGCAGACUCUGCAGGCAAAACCCUACAGAAAGAUUAGGCAAUCUGAGGAAUGGAAUUAAUGACAUCAGGAAACACAGGUGGUUGAGUGGUUUUAACUGGGAUGGUCUGAAAGUGAGGAAAUUAACAUCGCCUUUAAAAAGAGAGUUGUCUGGACCGACUGAUUACAGCUACUUUGACAGCUACCCACCUGAAGAGGGAACCCCUCCAGAUGAACUUUCAGGCUGGGACAAGGAUUUCUGAUAUUUUUUUCUUCCAGGACAUUUAUAGAGAAUUAUAGACAUCAAUUCUAAACCUGCUGUCUUGUUUUGUGCUUAAAAUCAAAUCAAAUAAGGUGUGUGACCAACACAGUGUUCCUUGAAGGAUUGAAGACAGUACAGCAACCAGAACUUGUUUGGAUAAUGCACCAACAUCUGUGUGCAUCUCCUUACAACAAGGGCAUUCAUUCACCAGAUGUAACCUGAAAGUUUUUUGAUACACAAUGUCUCUGUGAAUAUUUUCAGGCACUAUGGAUCGGAUGUAUGCUUUUUCCAUUGGAAAUGUCACUAGCUAAUAUUUUGAUAGUAACAAGGUUGCCAUGUGUCUUUAUUUUGAAUGGAGUGGAUGAGUAUUGGAAGCCAAUAACUCUGUGGCAUUUAUCAACAGCUGACACUAUAGGCAUUUAUUUUUCAUUUUAUCUUGUCAUCUGUGUGUUUCACUUUUUCCCAUAAUGGCCAGUAUCGCAUUGAUCCAGCAGUGUGUAUAAAAGACACUUUUACUGAAAGGUUGAUUUGAUCUGAUGCUGCAGCUAAAGGGUAUCACUGUGGAAGCUGCCUCUCUGUCAGUUUAGUGUUGCACCAGGUUGAGUAUGUGAGACAGGGUAUAACAGGUCAAAUGAAAAUCUGGUAGGAAACAAGUUAUAUACAUAAUAGAAGUUGCCUGGAAAAGCAGACUGUAGUAUGUAUUUCUCUUCCUGCUUGAAAGAGUCGUGUCCAUUUCUUAAAAUGUUUUGCUUUUAUGUAGUGUGAAGAUAAAAUAGAUGGACAAAAGGCAGGAAAAAACCCAUGUAAGUAUAGAAUCAUAUUUUUUCCUUCAAAUAUAUUUUCAGGUUGUUUUCUUUGCUAUUUUGCUGAAAAGCUACAUUUGUUUACAUCAGUGCUGAAACUCCCACCCAUUUCAGUGUUCUAGUUGGUGUCAGUAGAUGUGAACUGUCAUUUCAAAUCAUGUUUCAUCAGACACCUUAGUAACGUAUAAUUAUUCUGAGCUCUACUCAUAGGAAGGAAGAAUGAGAGCAAAAGCUCGAUUCUUUCUUUUUUCUUCUCUCGUAAGGAAUUGUAUUCCUGAAUUGGUUUAUAUAUUCUGUUUUCUUUUGACUGCCUUCCCUUCUCUCUAAUGGCUACUAGUGAGGUUUAGAAAGGCAAGAAAUUCCAAGCUCCUCUCAAAACCAGUGUAAAAAUCUAAUUAUGAUUUGUAGCCCAGUUUUUCAAGCUCUGUCUUCGCCUACUUUGGUACAAGCAAAUAAAUGGCUAACCAGAACCUGAGCCAAGGGAGUCCAGCAAACAGCUAAAAUAGGAGGCUGGAGCACAUGCUGUGUGCGAAAAGGCCGAGGGACCUGAGCUUGCUCGGCCUGGAGGGGGUUUUGCUUUGCCGGGACCUUGGGGCAGCCUGCCAGUGCCUGCAGGGAGGCUACCGAGAAGGCAGAGCCAGGCCCUUCAUGAAGCUGCACGUGACGGAGGGGCCCGUAAAUUGCAACAGAAGAGGUGCUGACCUGACAGGAGGGAAAAAGUGUUUCCGUAGUAAAGCAGGAUCCCAGACAGGUUCUGCAAUCUCAUUCCUUGCUGUUUUUUAAGACGGGAGCAGACAGAACCUUGAGCAACCCAGUCUGAAUUGAGUGUUCUCUCUGCUUUGAGCAGGAGGUUGGACUAGAGACCUCCCGAGGUCCCUUCCAGCCUGAGUGAUUCUGAGAUUCUAGGAAUUAGUUUUAUCUGUCAGCUAUUUGUAUAAUCAAAAUAUAGCACAAUGCAUGUUCCUGUAUGAGUUUAUAUAUGCCUGGGUUUUGCUACUUAACCUUUAAAUUGUUAGAACUGGGAAAUUAGUUGGAAAUGUUGACUGGAUAAUAAAUGCAGUUGGAUGUUAUGCCUUCGUGGUUUACUCUGCUGUGAACCACAGCUGCUGUAGAACCAGGAAUGUUCCUGCGUAUCACACUGGGCUUAUGGGAUCGAUGCAUCUGCAACCUCUGCUAGGAUUUGUUUCAGCUCCCACGGAGACAAAGUCCAAUCUAAAUUUUGAUACUAAAGUUUUCUUAUGAAGCAGUCAGCACAUAGGUUUACGUGCAAAAGAGGUUCACAGGCUGGUCCUUGUAAAAGAAAUACCAUAUUUUCAUCAUUUUUUCUAUGAUCGGGCUUUUAAAAAAUUGAGAUUUUCCAGUAAGAUGUGGAGGAAAUACACCAGAAUGAUUCAUGACUGCUCUAAGUUCUCCUAGCUGUUUUUUAAUAUUUAUCCUUCUCCUAGUUAUGCAGUAGUCCCGAUAUGAACUUUUAAGACGUCAUUGGCUUCCAUCACUCGUGUAGAACAAGCUCUGAGAGCUGCUCACAAAGCCUGGCAUCAUUCCUCCCCAGGACAAGCCCCGUGACGCAAGUGCAGAGAUGAAACGAUCGCAUUUCACCCGCCUUUACUCCGGACCUGCACAAACCUCAGGUAGGGACAGCUCGUCACUUCAGCCAGAUGACAGCAAAUGUCCUCAUCUUCCAGUCGCUGUACUUCUCUGUCAAAAGAGAAAUUUGGGGCCAGCCGGUGAUGCUGACCUGAUUAGAAAAUAACUAGGUCAUAGAGAAACAGAAGUUACGUACACUUGUCCGUAGAGAAGUUCUCCUUUUUUAGAUACUUCUGUUCCUUAUAACUUCAUUUUCAGUUCUGGUAUCACACUAUUGGAGUGGACACACAAAAAUUUUAUUAUUAGAAUAUCACCUCAAAGAAAAAUCACAUUUGUGAGAAAGCAGCUGAUUGCCACAGCCCAGCUCUUUCACAGGUUCAAGUGCUUGAGCUGCUUGUUGCUUCCCUGCCCCUCUGCUUCUCACCAGUGAUUUGCAGCAACCAGGGCGGAGUUUUGCUGUACCUACAAGAUAAUUGUCAUCUCCAGCAGAUGACAGCCACAUUGCUUCCCACUAAAAAGUGAAUACUCCAGAGACAUGCACACCCAGGGUGCUGUUUUGCAACUACCUGCAGUUACCUGGCUGUAGGAGGGGGCUUGCUGGAAGACCUCAGCAAGCAGAAGUUCACAGCUAGCAUGGGCAUCUUGUACCUGUUGAGAUCCCGUUAUUUCACAGGUGCUCUAAACAUCUGUGGGGAAAGGAAUACCUUGUGCUUUGUUCAAUAAGGAAUGCCCGGAUGCUCCCAUCAAGUGUACCUUCUUGGCAUUAUUAAAAUAAUUCCAACUUCAAACUCAAGUCUGACUUGCUGAGCGUAAGGGAUUGCAACCCCGCUGCUUCUCUCCCCCCGAAGCUGCCCUUUGUGUAUUUUCUCCAACUCAGGAGUGCACUGUAAACUUACAUCCCCAAGUAACUGAAGAGAUCCUCUGUUACAGCUAAAACUUACUUAAAAAAAAAAAAAAAAAAAAGCUGCUACCCCAGUUUCUGGGCAACUGAAAGGGCCAGGCCUGUCCAUGGAAACAUCCUACCCACUUAUUAUGUUGUAAACUGAGACCACCAGCCUGCCCAAUAGAUUAUGCAUGUUUGUACACAGUGGACUGCUCUUAUCCCUCCAGCCAGGAAAGACGGAAGUUCUGACUCUGCCUACAAACUGAAGAACUACACUGGCAAUGCUACCUUACUAAAAGACGCGCAGGGAACUUUGCCAUCUCUAACUCCAAGUGCAAAGCUGAAGACUAGUUAGGUGAUAGACAUUUGCAGCGAAAACUAGCUCUGGGCUUCCACAGAUGUAGCACAGGGCAGUGACAAACCCAGCGCAACUACCUUUCUCCACUAUUCCUAAGCAAGGCAGCAUGAUGAAAGCAUCGUUUGACAAAGGUGACUCCUGGCUGAGAAAUUGCAAAUUCCAAUUUACAAGACUAAAACCCCAAGGUCACUAGAAAACGUUCCUCAUUGCUCACAAGAGCUAACAUGGAGAACCGUUUGCGCUUUAUUUCCCAUACAUCUGGAAACCAAACAGCUCAGCUAAUAAAACACGUCAUUGCUCAAGCAGCGAGAAAGCAAAGCUGUGCAGUGAUACCAGCACUGCACCGAGAGAAAGCCAAUAGCUCUUCCAUCAUAUUUGUCAGGGAAGUAUUCAGAUGCCCACUUACACAUGACUUCAAAACAAAGCUUCAUUUUUCUAAGACAAGCAGCUAACCAAAUUCAAUACCUGUUACUCGCUCUCCUUGCUAAGCUGGGUGUAGCCUUACCACCCACCUGAGCAGGAGUUGUUGCACAACCUGUCCCUACCCCCAAACCCAAGCCAAAAAUGGUAUUCGGGGCAUUAUCCAGCUGCAGCUUGAGAAACAAAAUGUUACCUAGGGAAAUCCCUUCAGUAAGUCUCUGCAGCAGAGCUGAGCCUCUCUCCGUAAAUCCAUGCACAGUCGAGGGUGCUCAGGGACACAGCAAAUAAUGAUGAACAGGAGUUGCUUCCACAACCCAGUGUCACUGCACCUACCAGCAUGUGCCGGACAAGCCUAGAAUGGAAGGGAAGCUGGACAAAACUAUGAGCUUCACAACACGUCAUGGGUGAAAGAACAGAGACUAGGGACAAAAAUAACAUUCCUGUAGUCAAGUGCACUUGAGAACCAGGCAAAGACUGAAAAAGAGAAGGUCUUAAUACAUUUAUUAGUAACUGCUGGCAUAUAAUGUAGAAUAGCCUACAAUCGUCACAUACAAAGCAUUUGUGGCAAUUACUGGCCAAGCAGUCACGGGUUAAAUGGAAGAAAGAUGAAGCAGCACAUACACUGCCUCCCCAUGCUUGUUAAACUGUUCUGAGCGUGUAAGUGCAUCUCACACUUGUCCAGUCAACCCAUUUUCAGUCCUAUUUAAGUGCAAGAAGGACCAAGCCUCAGGAUUUAGAAAAGGAUUGGAGACUGGCAGCUGUUUGCAAGUGGUAGGAGGCAAUUCCCUCCCUGCUCAGGGCUUAAUUUCACUCAACUAUGAGCAAAGUCCACAAGCACAACAACCCACUUUUCAUUUAUUACCGCAAAGAAAAUGGCAGCUGCAUAUCUGACAGCUCAUACUUCCAACUCCCCUUUUUUUCUGAAGGAGCAAAUGAAUAAUCUCAUGUAACCCAUCUGGUUACAGCAUUCCCCGUGCCUUCACUUGCUCAUAGCAUCACUGUGCUAAGAACAAAACACCAGUCCAUUUUCAAGCCAGCUGGCCAGUAACCUUCCCUUCCAGUUUUAGGGUUUUUUUCCUAUUUGUACCUAACCUUUCACAGCCUCAGCAGAUGCUACGACGACAGGACGUUGCAUGCCCCAAGAGGUACAACCAGGCCAUGAGACCACAUGCUGACACUCCCUACAGCUUUGGCUGAAAACCUUUCACAUCUGAUUCCAGCUCAGAAGGAGCAUCAGGAAAUUAUUAUAACCUAUGUCAGCUUGACUAGAAGCAAACCUUAAGUAGGAUAAAAACCCUACUUUUGUCCGAUUGUGUGCAGUUCCACAUCCUUCAACUGUAACACAGAAAUGCAGUUACCUUUACAGCUCUGCUCUGGAGUAAUUGUGACUCAAUAUUGCGAAGAGCAAACCUUUAACAUACACACAGAUUGAGUGUGGAGGCUUUCAAUCAGAUGUAAGGAAUUUUAAAUGUUACUCUGCAGUAAGACAGCCUGUUAAAACUGGCUCCCGCUACUUUUGCUGCAGGGACAGAGAGUCAGUUUAAAUGCAGGCCUGCUGUCUGUAAAGAUAAAAAGGUACAGACUCAAGCUCAGUUGCAGCAGCUUGCCCAGUGUAUCUUUUUGCAGCAUUUUGCACAGCUACUUCAAAACAGAAGUGAUCAACAAGUUGCAAGGUAAUUAAAAGCCAGGGCAUACUUACCGAUUACCUGUUAGUUCCGUGUUACAUGCUGUUGGAAGUUUUCUAAGACGAGGACAGUUGCUGAACAGUAGGUAAAAUUCCUGCGUAUUUUCUCAAUCAGAGUAGUCUAAGAUAGACAAAACUGUUCCUUGACUUUUGUGUGGACGAUUAUCCCCACUGAGUCACCUAAGUCUGAGAAACUCCCUGGCCAUUCAGGUUCAGAGCAUUAUUACAUGCUUUGAUGUAGAGCUGAGUAUCAGACUUGUUCUACGCAGAGUGCCCAAGAGGCCUCUGAAAACCCACCCAUUAACACUGUCCAGUAAUUUGUUACUAAAAUCACACAGCGAUAAGGCACAUGAAACAGCAGCCACAGCUUGAUCCAUCCUGUGGCUUGUAGAAUCCUCACUCCCUGCAGGCAACCUCCCUCCCCUCGGGUAACACACUCAACGCAGCCCUUGCUUGCUCUUGCCCAGGGAAGGUCAGAUUCAUUAAUUCUGGUCCUUUACCCCUUUUACCUGCAGCCAGCCUACUAUUAAAUCUUCCUUGAAGUUAAGUGUCUUUUCUAUGCUACGCUUUAAAAAAAAAAUACUACGUAAGGCAUUUAGCAAGAAGAGAACUGGGUUUGGAAAACAAGACCUGUUUAUAAUCCAGUAGUGCCUAGCUGAUGCCAUUCCUUCGAUGACACAAUACCAACACCUGCCGUAAAACAGAAACUGCUUUUCCAAUUCAAAACUUGCAUGUGUGUCUCUGGACUUGCAACAGAAAAAGUCAACACACAUUUAUACAAAAAGAUUUAUUAAAAAACCAGUAAGACACUACUACAUCAUGACACUGUCACACUGGGCUUCUGAACACAAGACUUGCGCUACAAUACUGAGGAAGGGGCAUAAAACAAAUUGAUUCUUAAGCAUAGCAAUUAAGAAAUAAGACCAUGAAAGCAAUUUUGUCUUAAUGAAAACGCAAUUAAACUUCAGAGGAACCCAACGUCUUACUUCCAAUUCAUGGACUUGAUACAAAAAUUAGUUUGAACUGCUAUUAGCAGGUAGCAUGUGCCACCUCAAAUGAAUCUUCAAAUGAGAAAAUACUGCGUCUCCACCUAGAAAAAAGAAAAGAGAAA
Messenger RNA from Tyto alba (common barn owl), 9287 nucleotides. RefSeq names its product protein kinase cGMP-dependent 2 (gene PRKG2). Gene Ontology annotation, molecular function: ATP binding; cGMP-dependent protein kinase activity. The record is from RefSeq and is a predicted model, not a curated record. The transcript has 19 exons. Gene Ontology annotation, biological process: protein phosphorylation. The coding region runs from base 103 to 2442 and encodes 779 amino acids. NCBI's taxonomy places the organism in Eukaryota, Metazoa, Chordata, Aves, Strigiformes, Tytonidae.